AUGGUGAUAUUGAAAAGGCUAUAUUACAAAAAUGCCCCGAAGAACAAUCAAUUGACAUCUCUAGAAAUUCAAAAAGAUCUUGUUACUUGCUUUGCAGAAGAGGUGUUGAAAUCCAUUAUUGGGGAAAUUGGUGAUGAUGUAUUUGCUUUGUUGGUGGAUGAGUCUUGUGAUGUCUCUAGAAAAGAACAAAUGGCCAUGGUUUUGAGGUUUGUUGACAAAGUCGGAGUUGUUCAAGAAAGAUUUGUCGGGGUUGUUCAUACCAUGGAUACAUCUGCUUUAAGUCUUAAAUCUGCCUUGGAUGCUUUAUUUGCAAAACAUGGAUUUUCACAAAGAGGACAAGGAUAUGAAGGCACUAGCAAUAUGAGUGGUAAGUUUAAUGGGUUGAAAGCUUUGAUCUUGAGUGAUAAUAACUCGUCAUUUUAUAUACAUUUUUUUGCCCAUCAACUUCAGUUAGUACUUGUGGCGGUUGCAAAAAAAUACGACGAUAUUAAGGACUUCUUUGAUUUGCUUGCCUUGGUUGUUACUGUUGUAAACUCUUCUUGCAAACGAAAAGAUAUGCUACGAGAAAGUCACAAAGAGAGAAUUCAAGAAGAAAUUGGAAAUAACGAAAUUGAUACUGAGGAUAUAAAGGUGCUUGAGUAUGUCGAAGAUGAUGGUGAUAAUAGAGAUAGUUGGCUUCAAGCAAGAGGGUUAACAAAUUCAUUAUCUCAAGCUCUUCAAAGGAAAGACGAAGACAUCUUGGAAGCUGUUACAAAUGUUAGAGAAAAUGGGUUUGAUCAAGUUGUGGAGAAAUGCUACUCUUUUUAUGAUAAACAUAAGAUUGUCAAGUUGGAUAUAGCUGAAGCUUAUGUUAAUACAAGAAAUCCAAGGAAAAGGAUGAACAUUAACACUCAACAUUACUAUAACUAUGAUAUAUUCAACACUAUUUUGGAUAUGCAGAUCCGAGAGUUUGGUGAUCGUUUUGGUGAGAUAAACACCGACUUGCUUCAAAACAUGGCAGCUUUGAAUCCACAUAAUUCGUUUUCUCAGUUUAACAAGUCAAGCCUAUUGAAGUUGAGUUAG
Molecule: messenger RNA, 1062 nt
Organism: Cynara cardunculus var. scolymus (artichoke)
Lineage: Eukaryota; Viridiplantae; Streptophyta; Magnoliopsida; Asterales; Asteraceae
Exons: 4
Coding region: 1-1062 (353 amino acids)
Source: RefSeq, a predicted model, not a curated record